UCUUAAGAUUUCUCAUGAUGAUGCAAUUUAUGAUAAUCACUUCUAGAAGGAGCAAAGUCCACUCUAAGAAACGUCGAGUUUCAGUUCAAGAACUGGAUCAAGCCAUGAAUACUCAAGUCAAGUUUAAAAUAGAACAGAAAUUUUUAUAUUCCAGAACAGGAACCUUCAAUUAUGACAACAAGUACAGAGGAGUUUCGUCUAGGUCUAUAGCUAAAAUUAAAGAAGAUUCAGAGGUUGAUAAAGAUGGAUUCUUGAUCAAUUAUGCUCUUGUCUUAGUCGGUUCAGGUAAAGAGAGUUAUGAGAAGGGCAAAAAAACUCUACAAAAUUGGAAGCAUUUUGGAAUGGAUUGGGCAUUUGUUGAUCCUGCAACUCCUGUUGAAACCGGUAAGAAGUUUUGCAUUUGUGUGAAAGAAGUUCUUCCAUGGGUGAUGCUUCCUCUACAAGUGGUUUAUGUUGAUGAAAGCCGGAAAUCAAGAAAAGGCCCUGCGGAUUUCGGUUACGGAAGCGGCACUCUUCAGGGUCAUUUACUAGCUGGUGAAGAACAGUUUUCGAUAGAGCUUGAUGGAAAUGGUGAGGUAUGGUAUGAGAUAACGUCGUUCUCAAAGCCAGCUCAUUUCUUGUCGUUCCUCGGAUAUCCUUAUGUGAAGCUAAGGCAGAAGCACUUUGCUCGCCAUUCUUCUGAAGCAGUGCUAUCAAUGGUUUGUGAUGGUACCGAAUAUGAAGAUAUUUCAUUAAACAAGUUGCAUCUUCUGUUCAAUACACUUUGUCUAUACCAAAAAUGAAGAUGAAAGGUAAAGUUUUUAUUCAGAU
This is a messenger RNA of Arabidopsis lyrata subsp. lyrata, 810 nucleotides long. RefSeq names its product UPF0548 protein At2g17695. The transcript has 2 exons. NCBI's taxonomy places the organism in Eukaryota, Viridiplantae, Streptophyta, Magnoliopsida, Brassicales, Brassicaceae. The record is from RefSeq and is a predicted model, not a curated record. The coding region runs from base 15 to 782 and encodes 255 amino acids.